AUGUAUGGAGGAAAGCCGCUUGUUCUAGACGGCGGGCUUGGUAUCCAGUUGGAAACAUUGGCGGAAAAACGAAAUUUUGCCGUUAAAAAUGAUCCUUUGUGGUCUGGAAGAGCACUUAUAGAGGCACCAGAUCUUAUUGAAGAUGUUCACAAAAGCUUCUUGGAGGCAGGAUGCGAUAUUGUAACAACGAGCACAUACCAAAUUUCUCGCGCGAGUUUGAAAAAAUACACCGAUUUUACUGAUGCGCAAAUAGAGGAGUUAUGGGCCAAAUCUGUCGAUGUUUGCUGGCAGGCAUGUAAGUUCCAUGAGUCCAAGGCUCGAGUAUGUGGAGCUAUUGGACCAUAUGGUGGUUUUUUGGCCAACUAUGCCGAAUAUACUGGUGAAUAUGGUUUGAUCACAAACCACAAAUUGGAACAGUAUCAUCUUCCUCUCGCUACAUUCUUGAAUAACAACCCCAAAGUCGACAUCCUAGCAUUCGAAACAAUUCCCAACUACAAAGAACUAAAGGUCAUUGUGAAUCUUGUUUGUAAAAUGUCAGCUACAGGACCUCUUAAGCCAUUUUACCUCAGCAUGAACUUUCGAAAUUCUUCACAAAUGUCUGACGGAACACCCAUUGAAAAGAUUAUGGGUUAUCUAAACGGUAAAUUGAACAAAAAUAGGACUUUACGCAAACGCUUGAUUGCAAUUGGUUGCAAUUGUACGGAAUUGAAAGAUGCUACACAUGUAUUGAAAAAUAUCGAAACCUACAAUUAUCACAAUAUUCCAACAAUCGUUUACCCCAAUGUUUUCGCUGACCAUAAUGACACGAAAAUUGAUCAAAAAUGGCUGCAACUGGUAGAUGAAUGGUUGAAAAUUGGCGCCUCGAUCAUUGGUGGCUGCUGUGGAACAGGUCCCAAACAGAUUGCCCAAAUAAGAUUUAAAGUUGAUCAUAUGAUAUAUUGA
Meyerozyma guilliermondii ATCC 6260 is the source of this 942-nucleotide messenger RNA. It is a transcript of the gene SAM4, whose product is annotated as S-adenosylmethionine-homocysteine S-methyltransferase. NCBI's taxonomy places the organism in Eukaryota, Fungi, Ascomycota, Pichiomycetes, Serinales, Debaryomycetaceae. The transcript has a single exon. The record is from RefSeq and is a predicted model, not a curated record. Gene Ontology annotation, molecular function: zinc ion binding; S-adenosylmethionine-homocysteine S-methyltransferase activity. The coding region runs from base 1 to 942 and encodes 313 amino acids. Gene Ontology annotation, biological process: S-methylmethionine cycle.